CACGCGCCUGCGCGCGCUGUGUCCGGCCCGGUGUGUGAAUGAUGGCGGCGUAUGUGGACAUACUGAAGAACGAGUUUCCACAGAUCGACUCAGAACUCUUCGAUUACAUCACCGGUGUGUUGGGCAGUGGCGGCUCAGAUUUCGAGGAUGCGGAGGACGUGUUUGAUGCCAUCGGUGGAUUUCUUCAGGAUGUUGGUGAUAAGAAUGAAGAUGAUAUUCGAGAGAUCUGCUUUCAGAUGUUCAGCUCUCUCCAGCUGACUAAAUGUAACUCGGGUCAGCAACAGAUGUUGUUGGACACUCCAGUGCAGUUAUCACAAGUGUCUGCUGACACAGCGUCGUCUGCUAAUGAAGUUCAAGGGAUCUGGAUGGUGAGGAGGAACCAGAAUACAACUGUGGAUGCCAAGAAACUGGAGAAAGCUGAAGCCAAACUGAAAGCCAAACAUGAGCGCAGAUAUGAGAAAGACUCACAGAAAACAGCUUCUCCACUGGUUUUGGAAGAAGCUUCGGCCAGUCAGGCAAGCAGUAAGAAAGACACUCGCGUGGACUCAUCUGGGAAGAAUCGCAGUUAUGACGUUCGCAUUGAGAAUUUUGAUGUGUCUUUCGGGGAGAGGUGUCUGCUGCAGGGUACUGAGCUGUGUCUAUCGAGCGGCAGGCGUUACGGUCUCAUUGGCCGUAAUGGACUCGGGAAGACCACUCUGUUGAAGAUGCUGGCGAGUCGGAGUCUGCACGUUCCCUCGCACAUUACUAUCCUGCAUGUGGAACAGGAAGUGGCGGGAGACGAUACGAUGGCCUUACAGAGCGUUCUAGAGAGCGACAGUGUUAGAGAAGGACUGCUGAAAGAAGAGCACUUGCUGAACGCACACAUCGCCAAUGGAACUUCAGACGGGUUAGAAAGUGUUCGGCUUUCAGAAAUUUAUGCCAAACUGGAAGAAAUUGAAGCAGACAAAGCACCAGCGCGAGCUUCAGUCAUUCUGGCUGGUUUAGGUUUUUCACCCAAAAUGCAACAGCAAGAAACCAAGGAGUUUUCUGGAGGUUGGAGGAUGAGGUUGGCUUUAGCACGAGCCCUGUUUGCACGGCCUGAUCUGUUGUUACUAGAUGAGCCCACAAACAUGUUGGACGUCAGAGCCAUUCUUUGGCUGGAGAACUAUUUACAAACGUGGCAGUCCACUAUUCUCGUGGUGUCUCACGAUCGUAACUUCCUGAACGCAGUGGUAACUGACAUCAUACACCUGCACUCACAGCGUCUGGAGAGUUACCGCGGUGAUUAUGAGAACUUUAUCAAGACUAAAGAAGACCGUUUGAAGAACCAGCAAAGAGAAUAUGAAGCUCAAUUACAGUACAGAGAACACAUACAGGUGUUUAUUGACCGGUUCAGAUAUAACGCCAACAGAGCUGCACAGGUGCAGAGCAAACUCAAACUACUGGAGAAACUGCCUGAACUGAAGCCCUUAGAGAAGGAGUCUGAGGUCGUCUUACGUUUUCCGGAUAACUUUGAGAAGUUGUCUCCUCCCAUCCUGCAGUUGGAUGAGGUGGAGUUCUACUACACACCUGACCAGCGGCUCUUCACUGGACUCUGUGUUUCUGCUGAUCUGGAGUCUCGCAUCUGCAUUGUUGGUGAGAAUGGAGCUGGUAAAUCAACUGUACUGAAGCUGCUAAUGGGAGAACUGACACCCAUCAACGGUACCAGACAUGCCCACAGAAACUUGAAGAUCGGUUAUUUCAGUCAACAUCAUGUGGAUCAACUGGACCUGAAUGUGUGUUCUAUAGAGCUGCUGCUGAAGAGAUUUCCUGGUCACACAGAGGAAGAGUAUCGUCAUCAGCUGGGGCGAUACGGCAUCACAGGAGAGCUGUCUACAAGACCGGUGGCAAGUCUUUCAGGAGGACAGAAGAGCCGUGUGGCUUUUGCUCAGAUGACCAUGCCCAGCCCCAACUUCUACAUUCUGGAUGAACCAACAAAUCAUCUGGAUAUGGAGACAAUUGAGGCCCUAGCAAAAGCCCUCAACAUAUUCAAAGGUGGUGUGGUUCUGGUGUCCCACGAUGAGCGUCUGAUUCGGCUGGUGUGUAAGGAGCUCUGGGUGUGUGAGAGCGGGCGAGUCCAGCGUGUUGACGGAGGUUUUGAUGAGUACAGGGAUAUCUUACAGGAACAGUUUCGGCGAGAAGGGUAUUUGUGAUGUGCCUGGAGUUUGCUGCUCACCUGCUCUGUUACAAACAUCGUAACUGCCAUCUGACACAAGCAUCCACUGUCCCAGCAGCCAGCAAGUUGUUCUUAAACAUAUUCAACUUCAAACUCCCCAAAUCACCGGAUGCUCACUGAACUUUUGUGUAAAUCAACAGUUUGAAGGUGACAAAGGCAAGGCGGACAGAUGCACUAACAGAUGUUAUACUCAGAGCAAGCACAGAUCAUGUCGCCCCAGGAUGAAUUUGAACCCACGACAUCCCAUUUUAGAAUUCAGUGUACCAUCCACUACACUACGCAGCCACAUACUCCACAAUGCUUUUAUCAGAUCACUCAAUAAUACAGUAAUAAAAAGAUAACUGUCCCAAAAAAAAUUUAUUGUCUUUA
This is a messenger RNA of Xyrauchen texanus (razorback sucker), 2563 nucleotides long. It is a transcript of the gene abcf3, whose product is annotated as ATP-binding cassette, sub-family F (GCN20), member 3. The coding region runs from base 39 to 2171 and encodes 710 amino acids. Lineage: Eukaryota; Metazoa; Chordata; Actinopteri; Cypriniformes; Catostomidae. Gene Ontology annotation, molecular function: ATP hydrolysis activity; ATP binding. The transcript has 21 exons. The record is from RefSeq and is a predicted model, not a curated record.